AUGGCUGCAGAAGCCGAGAACAACGACAAUGCUGCGGAACAAAAGCGCCAGCAUGGCAAACGGGUGCGCUAUGGAGAGAUUGUUCAACUGAAACAUCGCUUCACCAGCAAAUACUUACACAUGUGUACCACACAGACAAGCCAGCAUGACAAGAACAAUAUGAUGAUUUCAUUAAACGAGUUCAACGCCAAGAAUGCACAGUUCCGAAUUUUGCCCAGAUACAAAGUGAAGUCAGAAGGGGAAGUGGUGCAACUAUUUGACCAAAUUGUAUUUGAAAGUGUUAAAUCCCCAGGACAUUUCUUCCAUGCCAGUGAAAAGUUCCAGAUAGACUGCUAUUCUGAAGGUUCAGAACUAAAUCUGGGAGUGGAAAAAUCCAGUUUCACACUUGUUGGCUGCUACAGAGAAGAUCUAGAAGACAACAGAUUUGUUCGGGGAGGAUCUGUGAUUCGGUUGUUUCACAAAGAAUUGGAAGCUUAUCUUGUUGCUGAAGGUCUGUUUGACGAAAUCAUCACCGAAAACGUUCAUUUUCGUAUUCGGGUCAUGGAUCAACACCACCCAAAGACUAUGUCACCAUCAACUUCCGGAAACACAUAUUGGCAGAUAGAAUCUGAGUCAAGCAUAUUGGAUGGUGAAGUAUUAAACUGGGAGCAGCAGAUUCGCCUGCGACAUUUGGCGACUCGCCAAUAUCUGUGUAUAAACUCCAAGUCCGAGGUAUCUUUGACCACUGACCAAACCGAUCCCCGCACUGUGUUCCGGCUACAUUCAGUUUUGAAGGAGAGGAAUCAAAUUCAAUUCGAAAGUUAUGCAAGGAUUGAACACAUGCUGACUGGUUACUGGCUCCACGCUCUGAAAGAUGAAGACUAUGAACGGCAUUCGUUUGAAGAAGGCAAUGGAAAAUCCAUGAGUGGAUUACGAUGGGACGGAGCAUCGACUCGGAAGGUAUCUUCGUCGAAUGAAAGCCAGUAUGACGAUGCCUACACUCUACAAUACGUGGAUGAUGAGGCUAUCAAAGAUUUUAAUUUUGUUGCCGGCAUGGUGCCAUUCCUUUAUAAUUUGGUCAACCGUCAUGAACUACAUUUGAAUGCAAGAAUAACACACGGCAUCAUUGCUGGGAUGAAGGAGCUGAAGACGUUUAUCAUUCCGGAUGGGCGACCGGACAAAAAUCGACAGAAACUGAUGAGAAAUUUGAGAGUGAUCGAUCUGUUAGUGAAGAUCCUGCAGCUGCCACUCCAAGGAGCUGAAGAUGAAAGUUAUAUGAUUCGGAUCUUCAAAGAAGCCUAUGACGUGUUACAUGCUUACAUGAUUGGAAGAAGCAGGAAGAACGCUUUGUAUUUUGCCAAAUACAUCGAUUUUUUCCAAACACAGUUCUCGCAGAAAGGUGGUAUCGGUCUGAAUGUUGCCCAAAUGAUUGUGGAACUCAUCAGAGACAAGCGAAAGAUUGUGGAUCGAAUCGGGCAUUCAAACAUUGAACUGUUCAUCAAUCUGUUGAGGGAGAAUCCU
Molecule: messenger RNA, 1500 nt
Organism: Octopus sinensis (East Asian common octopus)
Lineage: Eukaryota; Metazoa; Mollusca; Cephalopoda; Octopoda; Octopodidae
Product: inositol 1,4,5-trisphosphate receptor-like
Exons: 15
Biological process (GO): calcium ion transmembrane transport
Cellular component (GO): membrane; endoplasmic reticulum
Molecular function (GO): inositol 1,4,5 trisphosphate binding; inositol 1,4,5-trisphosphate-gated calcium channel activity
Source: RefSeq, a predicted model, not a curated record